Messenger RNA from Lingula anatina, 1246 nucleotides. RefSeq names its product protein PBDC1. Gene Ontology annotation, cellular component: cytoplasm. The record is from RefSeq and is a predicted model, not a curated record. NCBI's taxonomy places the organism in Eukaryota, Metazoa, Brachiopoda, Lingulata, Lingulida, Lingulidae.
GUUAGAAUUUGAUGUCACGUGACACGCAGGUAAAUAGGUCAAAAUGGCAGAAUUCGCAGGAUUGAAUGCAUCUCAAGUUCAGGCAGUUGGGUCAACAUUGGGACAACCAGCCUCAAAUUUUCAAAAUAAUGAAGAAGUAGAGAUUCAGUGGGCUAUGAAAGCUUACAGACAUGCUGAGAUUUAUUUCAAUCUGCUGUGUUCAGUUGCAGAACCAAAAAACUUGAAGCUGACAAAAAUAGAUGAUGUAAUUUACCAAAUGUUCAGAGAAACAUUUCCAGACAUGAAUAUUGCAGUAGUAGACGUUGAAGCUAUGAAAGCACCUGCUGCCAAAGAGAAAUGGAGACCAUUCUGUGAGGAAUUUCGAGACAGGGUAGAGGACUAUAACUUUGGUACUUUAGUCAGAGUAAAUGCUGAUGAUGAGUAUACAGAAAAAAAUACGGAAAUUGUUCCGAGGGUGCAGUUUUUUGCAUUAGAAAUAGCAAGAAAUAGGGAGGGAUGCAAUGAUGGAUUGAGAGAAAAAUAUGCUGUCAAAGAUGACAAACCACCUUGUUUACCUGAGAAAGACGAUCAAAUGGAUCUUAAAUACUUUCCUGUUUUGAACACUAUUGGACAAUUAGUUGAAAAACAAUAUAAGGAAUAACUUUCCUCCAAAACAUUUCAAUAGUUUGAAGGAAUUUCCUCAUUAAAAGUUUCUUGGAGUCAUUUGAAAGGUCUUCCAGCUCUGUUUAUAAAUUGGGCACGUUUACAGUUACCACUUGUCAGUGAAUACAGUCAGUCAUUCAAGAUAUUUUCUAAAGUGGUGCUGGCAGAUCAUUUUUGACAGCUUAACUUAGUACCAUAAUAUCUCAUCAAGUCAUGUAAUAAUGAGUUCCAGCUACCGUUUACCAGGGCCAUAGAGAGCUUUUGUCUAAUGGCUAAUUAAGUACACAUUUCUGCACUGGGUGAAACUGCAAAAAUGGUGUCGUCACCCAGUUCACCUCUGGUAGAGAGGAAGUUUCAGCUGUCCCCAAGCGACCUACGUUGGUAAAAAUUGUUGGUUCGUGGACAACAGAUGGAUGAGAUGGGCUUUUUGUGGUUAGAGAUCGUAAUUGGACAAUCUACCAAGAUGGUGCAUAAAUCACGCUGUCCUAGCUAGAAGCUAGACUGGAAAUCUGUCUUAAUGUGCCUCCUUUCAUAAAUAUAUGAAAUAGUAUCUUGAUUUCAGGUCUCUAACAUUUACAAGUAAAUAAAAUAUUUGAAUAACUUA